UAAACAAUGAUUUAUGUGUAACUCAAAGUUUUAAGCCAAACAAUUUAGCAUUUGUUAGACCCGGCAGCAUAGGCAGCCAAAAACACAGCCGGCACAAAUUUUUCCAUCGGCCAAAGAGUUGGCAACACUGUUUUUACAUAACUCAACAAGAGAGAGCAGGAGCAGAACCUUUGCAUUUGUUUAACUAAAAUUUAUAAUGGCCAGCUCAAGUACACAGAAAAAGGACGCGUGCACCUUGUGCGAAAAGGUGGGCCUGAAGCCAUUCACCAAAGAGAACUUAUUUGGCUAUUAUAUCCCGCUGCACGGCCUGGUAUCUUAUGCAGCCCUUAGCGUCAACGUCAUGAAUCCCCAAAUUGUGCCGAAAUUGCUGCCCAAGAAGGAUCUAACGAAUGUAUUUCUGAUUUCAACUGUCCUCGGCAGUGCUGUCUAUAUCUACAAUCGGCCACAUUUAAAGAAUGUGGAUAAGCAGAAGAGAGGUGCGUACGCAUUGGUUGGAGCUUCGCUCUUCAGCAUGGGUUCAGUGCUUGCUUGGGCGUUGAUCAAGUCCGCAUUGCCACAGGAUAAUUCGCUGCUUGCAACACUUGCUGGCAUAGGCACUGGCGCAGCCAUUGUAAAGGUUACCACGGAUUACAUUCAAGAAGUUGACAAGCUGAAGAAUUAGGGCAGUCUAAGAUGCGGUGGAAACGCUGAUGACGACUUCUAUAUUGUUUUUACAUUAGGUUCAUUAAGUUGCAGGCUUGCCCAGGGGCAUAGUUUGCUCACAAACUCAUAAAGUAAAACAAAUAUGCUAACGUAUAUAUAUGUAUGCUGCAUAUU
Drosophila busckii is the source of this 816-nucleotide messenger RNA. RefSeq lists its product as uncharacterized. The record is from RefSeq and is a predicted model, not a curated record. The transcript has a single exon. The coding region runs from base 197 to 661 and encodes 154 amino acids. Lineage: Eukaryota; Metazoa; Arthropoda; Insecta; Diptera; Drosophilidae.